This is a messenger RNA of Monoraphidium neglectum, 293 nucleotides long. RefSeq lists its product as hypothetical. The annotation marks the transcript as partial. The record is from RefSeq and is a predicted model, not a curated record. The transcript has a single exon. NCBI's taxonomy places the organism in Eukaryota, Viridiplantae, Chlorophyta, Chlorophyceae, Sphaeropleales, Selenastraceae.
GUCUUGUGGGCGGCGCUCGCGCUGCUGUCGAGCGAUUACGUGCACGUGUUCCGCGGCGCCGUCGAGCUCGCGUCGGAGUGCCUCGCGCGGCUGGCGCUGCAGGACGCGACGGUGCAGGGCGUGCUGCUGGCCAGCGCGCCGAUCGUCGAUCCUGACGCGGAAAACACGCCCAAUGGCAGCGGGGGCGGGCGCGGCGGCGAGGCGGCGGCUCUCGCGGGCCUCGCGGGCGAUGCGCCUGGCGGCGGCGGCGGCGGGGCCGGGAGCUGGGGCAGCGCGCCGGGGUCGCGGCGGGG